This is a messenger RNA of Abrus precatorius (Indian licorice), 1080 nucleotides long. RefSeq names its product WAT1-related protein At3g30340-like. The transcript is spliced from 6 exons. The coding region runs from base 1 to 1080 and encodes 359 amino acids. Gene Ontology annotation, cellular component: plasma membrane. The record is from RefSeq and is a predicted model, not a curated record. Lineage: Eukaryota; Viridiplantae; Streptophyta; Magnoliopsida; Fabales; Fabaceae. Gene Ontology annotation, molecular function: transmembrane transporter activity.
AUGAAGACUUGUGAUGAAUGGAAACCUUUUAUAGCAAUGAUAGCAAUUGAUUUUUCUUUUGCGGCAGUGAAUAUUCUUCUCAAGCAAGUCCUUGAAGAAGGAAUGAACCAUUUGGUUUUUAUCACAUACCGGUUGUCAAUUGCUACCAUUUUCGUAGCCCCAAUCGGCUACUUUUGGGAAAGAAAUGGGAGACCCCGGCUCACAUUUCGAAUUUUAUGUUACCUCUUCCUCAGUGCCAUUGUUGGGGCAUCAGUCACUCAAUACUUUUUCCUUCUCGGAAUCCAAUAUACUUCUGCUACCUUUGCUUGUGCUUUCAUCAACAUGGUGCCUGUGGUCACAUUCAUGAUAGCAUUACCAUUUGGGUUGGAAAGUGUUAAUAUCAAAUGUAACAGUGGGAGAGCAAAGAUUCUUGGUUCUCUGGUGUGCAUAGGCGGUGCAUUGUUGCUGACACUUUACAAAGGAACGCCACUGUUUAAUUUUUCUCAGCAUGAAUCUGCAGUGAAGCUGGCUUCUACAGGGACAAAAGAGAGAUGGACUACUGGUGUAAUAGCAUUGGUUUUGGGAACCCUCUUUUGGUCUUCUUGGUUUAUUUUACAAUCGAAAAUAAGCAAGAGAUAUCCAUGCCAGUAUUCUAGCACAGGCAUCAUGACCUUCUUUGGAGCCAUUCAAUCAGCUGUUAUUUGCUUGUUCACUAACCGUAAUUUGUCCAUAUGGGUUAUCAAGGGGAAGUUACAAAUAAUUGCUAUUCUGUAUGCUGGGAUAAUCGGAUCAGGUUUCUGUUUUGUGGGCAUGUCAUGGUGUGUCAAGAAGAGGGGUCCUGUUUUUACUGCAGCAUUCAGCCCUCUUGUUCAAAUCAUGGCAGCCAUGAUUGAUAUCCCUGUCUUGCAUGAGCAGCUCCAUCUUGGAAGUGUGAUGGGAUCAAUCUUGGUGAUUAUGGGAUUAUACAUUCUUCUGUGGGGUAAGAGCAAGGAGAUGCAUGACAGUGUGAUCAAGUUAGUCCAAGAAGCAGAAGAAACCAAGGAACAAGAGCCGCAGCCGCAAAUACUGUUGAGAGUGUCUUGUGAUUCGCGCUUUCACUGA